CAGUUCGUUCGUCUAAUAUUUUAAUUCAAAUCCCUAAUCUCUAAUCUGAAAUCAAAACCUCAAAAGGUCUCUCAAACUCUCUCAAUCAAUGUUCCCACCAAAUCAUUUCCCCCAUUUUUCUUUGCCCAAAAACUAGACCAACAAAUGGAUCAGAGAUUCCAUGGCCUACCUUCUCUCAAGAGAUUCAGGCUCAUGCAAUAGCAGUAUAAUGAUGCCCUUUUGUCCCCCUUGUGCCUUUUGGGGAUAAAGCGAAAGGCGCCGAGGGACCAACUCGUUUUCCCUGACCUUGCCAUCUUCGCCGCUACCAUCUCAACCUAUUCCCUACCUGCCAAGAAAAGGGUUUGGGCGUUUCAACCUGAUUUGUUCCCCAAAGAGCCCCUUUCAACAUUGGUCCUUAAUGUCGAGUACAAGCUGCCUUUUGGGUUGGAGUCGAAAGAAGAAGCGAUCGAGAAAAUGGAGAAAGUGGAGGGUAAAUCUGAAAAUUGCUGCAAUGAAAAUAUCGAGAUUACCCAUGACCAAGACGAGAAGAGCCAAGAAAUUGUAGGGGAUGGAGAAUGCAAUGAAGAAGAAGAUUAUGGGCGGUUUUGUGCUAUUUGUCAGAGCACAGAUAGAGAUCCAUUAGAUCCACUUGUGUACUGUGACGGGUGUGAUCUGAUGGUUCAUGCCUCCUGCUAUGGCAAUCUCCUCGUAAAAGGUAUUUUGGAAAGCAAUUGGUUCUACGCCAAAUGCACAUCUUCCGCCGCGCAUUCCCAAUCCAUUGAGUCCUGUUCUUGCUGCUUGUGCCCUGUCAAUUGUGGGGUAAUGAAGCCCACUGGAGACGGCCGGUGAGCAUACAUUGUGUGCGGGCUUUAUGUCCUGAAUGAAGAAAGUUGAUGUUCUAAUAUGGGGAAUAUCCUA
Molecule: messenger RNA, 897 nt
Organism: Pyrus x bretschneideri (Chinese white pear)
Lineage: Eukaryota; Viridiplantae; Streptophyta; Magnoliopsida; Rosales; Rosaceae
Product: nuA3 HAT complex component NTO1-like
Exons: 1
Coding region: 454-828 (124 amino acids)
Biological process (GO): regulation of transcription by RNA polymerase II
Source: RefSeq, a predicted model, not a curated record